ACUCGCAGGUUACACGUCGCGCGCGGUACUUUCGUUGUGCACACCAAGGCUCGGCAGCACGAAGAACCUUGUCAAACGGUCUCGCGGGUUCAAAUGGAUUCGAUCGGUUGCUGAUUGCCGACCGAAGACAUUCUCGUUCCUUAGUGUCAUCGUCCUGAAGAAAUGGACGCCGAUGAACAAGGACCCGGUCGGCAAAGCGAACGUUCGGGCAGGAUACCAAUUCAUCUCCUCCUAUCAACUCCCGAGACGGUCGCCCAACAGCAGCAGCAGCAGCAGCAGCAGCGACAGCAGCAGCCAGACUAUUCCCGGCCGGCGGGCAGCAGCAGCAACAGCGGGGCGCCAGGACGUAAGGAGUCGUUCGCGGUGACGGGCGGGCCGCCAAGUGCGGAUGGGUUCGCGUCUUCAUCAUCGCCGUGUUUCUCCCCGAGUGCAUCUGCGUCGGGCCCGUUGCAGGCAUCUGAAAAUUCCUACGUGCGGGUGCAGCCCUCGGAGUAUACUCCUCCUCUGCAGCCACAGCACGUGCCAUUCUCGAGCUACCGCGUCGAUGCAGCGGGCGCGAGUCCGCCGUGGUCGCCGUCCGAUCCCAUGACGAGGAAGCCUCGUGCCCCACGACCUUCUUACAGCGAGGAGCAGAAGUUCUUCAUCAUGUACGCGCGCAUCAUGCGAGACCUCAGCUGGCCGGAGAUCGAAGACCGCUUCGCCGACACGUUUGGUCAGCGGUCCAAAGGUGGUUUGACGUCUGUCUACUAUCGAGUCAGACGCGACUGGGGCCUUGCUGAAGUCCUCAAGAGUGGGCCAGGCACCUUCGCAGCCGACUGCAGAGAAGUCGAACUACGCGCGCGAAAUUUCUCCAAGGAGUUCCUCGUCCAAAUCGGCUACAUUCCCGCAGGCUGA
Messenger RNA from Zymoseptoria tritici IPO323, 894 nucleotides. RefSeq lists its product as uncharacterized. The transcript has a single exon. Lineage: Eukaryota; Fungi; Ascomycota; Dothideomycetes; Mycosphaerellales; Mycosphaerellaceae. The record is from RefSeq and is a predicted model, not a curated record. Bases 163 to 894 code for a protein of 243 amino acids.